Messenger RNA from Gadus chalcogrammus (walleye pollock), 831 nucleotides. RefSeq lists its product as uncharacterized. The transcript has 2 exons. Bases 127 to 831 code for a protein of 234 amino acids. NCBI's taxonomy places the organism in Eukaryota, Metazoa, Chordata, Actinopteri, Gadiformes, Gadidae. The record is from RefSeq and is a predicted model, not a curated record.
CUUUGCAUUUGUCUGAGGUACCUGUCAACUGGAGACUCAUACAGGUCCAUAGCCUUCAGCUACAGGGUGGGGUUCUGCACUGUGGCGAGGAUCGUGAAGAGUGUGUGUUAGGCCAUAUGGCAGUGUAUGGUCUCCACAUACAUGCCUGUGCCAGGGGCAGAGGACUGGAGGAAGAUAGCGGGGGACUACGAGAAGCUGGCGGACUUCCCCAACUGCCUCUGCGCCAUAGACGGCAAACAUGUGGUAAUCCAGGCCCCACCGUCUACUGGCAGCCAGUACUUUAAUUAUAAGGGGGCAUUCUCCAUCGUCCUUCUGGCGGUGGUGGAUGCCCGCUAUAGAUUUAGGGUCGUGGAUGUGGGGGCCUACGGCUGGAGCAGUGAUGGAGGCACGCUCUCGUCUUCGGCCUUUGGCACUGCUCUGCGGCUGGGGAACCUGGACCUUCCACCUGAUCGACCCCUACCUGGAGCAGACCAUCUGGGACCCCAGCCGCAUGUAUUCAUUGGGGAUGAAGCUUUUCCUCUGCCGAGGAACUUCCUGCGGCCCUAUCCUAGCCAAAACCUGGGGGGAGAGCGGAGGAUCUUCAAUUUUCGGCUGUCCCAUGCCCGGAGGAUUGUGGAGUGCGCCUUUGGCAUCCUCGCCAACCAGUGGAGGCUCUACAGGAGGGUUCUCGGCGUGUCGCCAGAAGUUGCAGAGAGCGCCGUGAAAGCCACCUGUAUUCUGAUGGUGAGGGAGAGGAUGGCCCCCGCACUCCAACUGUGCCAUCACAGGGUGCAGUGCAGAGCAUCCCCAGGGUCGGCAGCAACAAUGCCUCCAGGGAAGCGGUCGCAGUGA